UCAGAAAUUUUGGUUGGUCAGAGUUGCACCCCGGCACCUGGCCAGCCACGAGGACGACGACGAGAAGCCGAGGAGGCCAGACUACAAUUCCUCCUCCUCUUCUUCCUCCUCCUCCUCUUCUUCUUCCUCCUCGCCGCCGCUGCUUCUGCCACUUGGUUCUUGUUAUAUACCAGAGAGCUUGCCACCACCAAACCAUAGCUGCUGCUGCUGCUGUCGCUUAUGGCCGGGGUGCAGGUGAUGCCGGCGGUGGGGGCGGUGGCCACCGUCGACGUGAGGGCGGAAGGGAGCUGCAGGGCGGCCGGGCAGAGGCGGCGGUCGGGCGUGAGCCUGUUCGCCGGAGACUGGAGGCGGCGGCCUCGCCGGGCGGCGUGCACGGCCAGGGUGAGGGGCAGGAGCAGGCGGCAGCAGCAGGGCCUCGCCGUCGUCUGCAACCUCGCCGGAAACUACGAGGAAGGAUUCGAGGACGUCCAUGUGCAAUUGAUGAAUUUCUUCACCUACAAAGCCGUGAAGACCGUGCUCACCCAGCUCUACGAAAUGAACCCACCAAGCUACCGAUGGUUCUACAACUUUGUUGCUGUAAACAAGCCUACAGAUGGGAAACUCUUCCUUCGUGCUCUGGGCAAGGAGAGGCAGGAGCUUGCAGAGCGAGUGAUGAUAACCAGGCUUCACCUGUACAGCAAAUGGAUCAAGAAAUGUGACCAUGCAAUGAUGUACGAGAGGAUAUCCGACGAGAACCUGGCGUUGAUGCGAGAGCGGCUCAUGGAGACUGUCAUCUGGCCAACAGACGACACCAACACAGAGAAGAUUGGCUAAAAACAAAGCUUUUGUCUGCCUGACGCAUACACCUCCUUUUUGAGUUGCUGAACUUAAUUAAAAACUUUAGCUCGAUAGGUAGAGCAAUUCUUAUUCCUGCUUGAGUCAGAUGUAUGUAUGUAUGUAUAUUAAGUGUACAAUUAAUGUCUCAACCAGCCAGUGUAAUAGUAUGAGUACAAAUUCAGAGUCCAUUCAGAGUUAUAGAUUAUGAUCUAGCUGAGUGUGUGUGUGCUAAUGUUUGGUCCAUUUCAUCGACACUGUACAAGUACAGCGUAGUAACCUGUAAUUUGGACCAAUUAAGUUCGUCGAUACAAUUUAGUCA
Messenger RNA from Oryza brachyantha (malo sina), 1135 nucleotides. RefSeq names its product chaperonin-like RbcX protein 2, chloroplastic. The record is from RefSeq and is a predicted model, not a curated record. Gene Ontology annotation, biological process: ribulose bisphosphate carboxylase complex assembly. NCBI's taxonomy places the organism in Eukaryota, Viridiplantae, Streptophyta, Magnoliopsida, Poales, Poaceae. The coding region runs from base 220 to 813 and encodes 197 amino acids. Gene Ontology annotation, molecular function: protein folding chaperone. The transcript has 5 exons.